Prunus mume (Japanese apricot) is the source of this 1598-nucleotide messenger RNA. RefSeq names its product gibberellin 2-beta-dioxygenase-like. The record is from RefSeq and is a predicted model, not a curated record. NCBI's taxonomy places the organism in Eukaryota, Viridiplantae, Streptophyta, Magnoliopsida, Rosales, Rosaceae.
UGAAAUCAGAAAUUGGAAAUGGGAAAAUCAAUUUCUCUCCCUCGAUAGCAUAAACACACCACACCAAGCAGACGCACAACACAAAGCCAGAUGGCUCCUCCUUAUAGUUCCUAACGCCUCUGCCCCUCAAUACUCAUCAUGCAUAAUAAGCAAAGCCAUUUCCCCAUAUAAACCCAUCACCCUUCUCCCUCUCUCAACAUUCUCACCAAACCAAACCUUUUUUUUAAGAACCCCUCUUCUUCUUCUUCUUCUUCUUCUUCUUCUUCUUCCCACAUCUCUCUCUUUUCUAGAAACAAACACAAACAUCCCUUUGUGCAGCAACAUCCAGCUAUGGUGGUUCUUUCUCAACCCGCUGCAUUAGACCAUUUAUCUGAUCUGAUCAAAGCAUGCAAGCCCACCAGCUUGUUCACUGGAAUUCCAGUCGUGGACCUCUCAGACCCUGAAGCAAAACACCACAUAGUCAAGGCCUGUGAAGACUACGGCUUGUUCAAGCUGGUCAACCAUGGAGUGCCAUUGGACUUCAUGACCACGCUUGAAGCCCAAGCUCUCAAAUUCUUUAACUUACCCCAGUCAGAGAAAGAGAAGGCAGGCCCUGCCGAUCCAUUCGGCUACGGAAGCAAGAGAAUUGGCCCAAACGGUGACGUGGGUUGGAUUGAAUACAUCCUUCUCAACACCAAUCCUGAUAUCAUCUCCCCCAAGUCCCUCUCCAUUUUCAAAGAAAACCCAGAAAUUUUCCGUGAUGCAGUGUUAGAUUUUAUCUGCGCGGUGAAGAAGAUGACCUUUGAGGUAUUGGAAUUGAUGGUUGAUGGGCUGGGGAUUGAGCCAAGGAAUGUGCUGAGCAAUCUUCUAAGAGAGGAUAAGAGCGACUGUUGCUUCAGGCUAAACUACUAUCCGCCAUGUCCAGAGCUUCAGGCAUUGAGUGGACGAAACUUGAUUGGGUUUGGGGAGCACACAGACCCACAGAUCAUCUCUGUCCUGAGAUCAAACAACACAUCAGGCCUGCAAAUCAGUCUCAAGGAUGGGACUUGGGUUUCUGUCCCACCUGAUCAGAACUCCUUUUUCAUCAAUGUUGGUGAUUGUUUGCAGGUGAUGAGCAAUGGGAGGUUCAAGAGCGUGAAGCAUAGGGUUUUGGCAGACACUACAAGUUCAAGGAUUUCAAUGAUCUUCUUUGGAGGGCCACCUUUGAGUGAAAAGAUAGCACCUCUGCCGUCACUUAUGGCAGAAGGAGAAGAAAGCUUGUACAAAGAGUUCACGUGGUGUGAAUACAAAAAGUCCGCGUACAAGUCAAGGCUGGCUGAUUAUAGGCUAGGGCUGUUCGAGAAAUCUGUGCCAAUGAUGUCAAAUUCCCAAUUUUAGGAAAAAAAUGUUUUAGGUUUUGUUUAAAGCUCAGAAUAGCUCUGAAAAAGUCGACUCUAGCUGCUCAGUUUGCCAUAGAAGGCAAACAAAUAGGUUGUUAUCGAUCUUCUUCUUUCUUUUAUUUUUCCUUCGGUCCCUUUUCUUUUGACUUGGUUUCUUCUUUCUUUCUUUUUCUUUUGUUCUUUGUUUCAAUGUAACAAGAAGAACCACCUUCUGCCAAUGCGAGUUUGUCAUCUUCAUGU